AUGGCCCCCUCCGCCUUCGGCUUUGACGGGGGAAAGCCCCCCGAGCUCGAGCGGCGGCUCAUCGCGGAGGCCGGCGGGGCCGCGAACGACGGGACCACGCAGCCCCCUUCGCAGAGCACCUCUUUUGUGCACGGUAUCGAGGAGCCCGAGCGGGAGCUGCACUCACCGCAGUACCAACCCCCCCCGCCCCUCCAGGAGCCUUCCAGCAAUAUCGAACGCUUUCUCAGCGUGCAUAGCAAAAAUCGCUAUCCGGCGAUGCGCUCUCCAACGACGACGACAGGCGGCGUCGACGUGGGCGGAGUGGAGGGCUGGGGCUAUGGGUUUAGCGGCGGGGGAGGUCCCUAUCGCGGCGCUAACAGCCCGAUGACGCUUUCUGAAUCCGUCGUGGUGGAGCUCUUGCGUUAUUUGGUGGAUCCUUUAUAUUACCCGGUGCUUAUUACGUGCGCGCGAGGGCGCUAUCGCUCAGGGCUGGUGGUUGGAUGCUUGCGCAAGCUACAAAGGUGGAAUAUGGUGUCGAUUUUGGAAGAAUACCGCCGCUUUGCUGGGGAUCGCGGCAGUCCUGAGAAUGAAGAGUUUAUAGAGUAUUUUUACGAAGGUCAGGUGGGGUUGGAUUUGCCAGAUGGCCGGGAACCUACGAUUUUGUACAACGCCUAG
Phytomonas sp. Hart1 is the source of this 654-nucleotide messenger RNA. The record is from the annotation of a GenBank genome assembly. Lineage: Eukaryota; Euglenozoa; Kinetoplastea; Trypanosomatida; Trypanosomatidae.